CUAUUAUUGAACACUUGAUAUUCAUAAUUUAUGAUAGAAAAACAGCUAAGAAGAUUUAAGACAACUAUUAAUGAAAGGCUAUUUGAAUUGAAAAACUGCGAAUUGUUGACGAAAAUAGAAAAAAAAUGUUUUUUCUAAUUUUCGUAUUUCCCACACCGAUGAUAAUUGUUGUUGCACGAUCAGCAAGUAAAGGUGUACACAAAUUUCUUUCUGCAUUGAAUCCAGUCCUCAUCCAGGCACAAAAAAUGUCAGUCAUCCAGUUCAAAUCUGAGAAUGCUCAAGGCGACUGUCCAGGUAUUUUACAUGGGGAUGUAUCAAAGACAAAGAAGGGAGUUAUAGUUUUACAGGAAUGGUGGGGCAUUAAUGACCAGAUCAAAGAUGAGGCAAAAGACAUUGGUGAGAGGGGAAAUUUUGUGACACUGGUUCCCGACCUGUACAGAGGGAAGUCAGCAAUUGACAAAGAAGGAGCCGGUCACCUAAUGAGUACUCUAGAUUGGCAAGGAGCAGUAAAAGACAUUCAAGGAGCAGCGCGGUACCUGCUGGGACUUGGAUGUACUAAGGUGGGUGUGACUGGAUUUUGCAUGGGUGGAGCUCUGUCACUGGCUGGCGCAGCCCUUGUCCCAGAAAUCUCAGCUGCAGCUCCGUUCUAUGGAAUCCCAAGUCCAGACUUGUGUGAUGUCAGCACUAUCAAAAUCCCUGUGCAGGCUCAUUUUGGUGAGAAGGACGACAUCAAAGGGUUUUCCUCAAAGGAAGAUGCAUUGGCAUUGAAAGAAAAAAUGAAAGAUAUCCCAAAUUUUGAACUGUUUCUGUACCCUGACUGUGGGCAUGCUUUUACAAAUAAAACAGGGCUGCUCCAAAACUACAACGAGAAGGCCUGUAAUGAGGCAUUAACUAGGAUGACAGAGUUCAUGAAUAAAUUUCUGGCAUAAAGACAGUAUUAACUAAGGUUUCUGAGAAGCCUGAAGAAAUUUUUAAUGUUAAUCUAACCUUUUAAUAUCAAUUCGUGCUACUAAUAGACUUCCAUUUUUGUCUAUAAAAUAUAGGCAGCAACCCAAUAAUGUAUAAGCUGUGCCAUGAGAAAACCAACAUAGUGGCUUUGCGACCAGCAUGGAUCCAGACAAGCCUGCGCAGUCUGGUCAGGAUCCAUGCUGUUUGCUUUCAAAGCCUAUUGCAAUUAGAGAAACCAUUAACAAACAGCAUGGAUCCUGACCGGACUGCACAUAUGCGCAGGCUGGUCUGGAUCCAUGCUGGUUGCAAAGCCAGUAUGUUGGUUUUCUCAUGGUGUGGUUGAUGUAUAUAUUAUAACUCUGGAGAAGCUUGUAAGUUUGCAACCUCUUAAAAUUGUUUGAAAACACAAUGGAAACAAAAGGAAGACUUGAUUUUUAGAUAAUUAUGUAUUAAAUUCCAACAGUUUUCCCCUACUUUCCCUGCUUUGGAGAGAUGUACCAGGACAUAAGCUUUUAAGGCCAGAUUUUUGUAAUACAUAUAUAUAAAGUAGAAAAUUGAAAAAAAAGACUAUUGUCCAAUUUGGAGCAAAGUUGUCAAAUAUGAUUACCAUAGAGACUUAAACUAUCAAAUUUUGGAAAGAUAACUAAUGAAUUAUCAAAGUUAGAGAGAAAAAGACUUGGUGGAAAUAAUGAUUGUCUGGUUUGGAGGUUAUAGAAAGAGACCAAAAUUUGGAUUAAAGGAGAAUAGACAAACUGUCCAAUUUGGAAACAAAAACACCAAAUUUUUCUUACUUUAGAAAAUUAUAAGAUUCAAACUUUGAAAGACUCUUAUGUCCUGACGUUCAGUUUACAAUAUAAUGUUCAUGUGGUAUUAGUUAAACUUUAAUGGUGAUAAUCAUGUUUUUUUCAUUAACAUGUGUUUUUUUUUGUACUUUGCAUUAUUAUAAUAUUUUUAGUUUUAUUAAUGUUGGUGAGAGGUGUGGAGUGUGCUUAAUGGUAGUUUGUUUUAAGUCUGACACAGCAAAAUAAUGACAUUUGAACUUGUUAGUUAAGCUUUUCAUUAAAUUUGGACACAACAUUAUAACAAUGUUUAAACUUGCUUGUUAAGCUUGCCAUAAAUUUGGACACAACAUUAUAACAAUGUUUAAACUUGCUUGUUAAGCUUGCCAUAAAUUUGGACACAACAUUAUAACAAUGUUUAAACUUGCUUGUUAAGCUUGCCAUAAAUUUUUAAUUAUAUGAUAUUUGAACUUGUUAGUUAAAGCGGUUUCUUAAAUAUGGACACAACAAGUUAACAGUGUUUCACCUUGUUAGUUAAAGGUUAAAAAGUUGGACACAACAAGAUUAUGAUUUUUGAACUUGUUAUUUAGAGUUGUUUAUAAAUUUGGAGGCAGCAUCAUAGCUACAUGUAUGUGUGAACUAAGUGUACAUUUUAUACUUUAUUUUGUAACAUUGUUUUGUAUGUGCAGUUUUUGCUCUGUGCCAUAGCGUGGACCAGCAAGAGUUAAAAAAUCAGAAUAAAACAUAUGAAGAUAA
Molecule: messenger RNA, 2483 nt
Organism: Mercenaria mercenaria
Lineage: Eukaryota; Metazoa; Mollusca; Bivalvia; Venerida; Veneridae
Product: protein usf-like
Exons: 5
Coding region: 126-929 (267 amino acids)
Molecular function (GO): hydrolase activity
Source: RefSeq, a predicted model, not a curated record